Messenger RNA from Raphanus sativus (radish), 590 nucleotides. RefSeq lists its product as uncharacterized. Lineage: Eukaryota; Viridiplantae; Streptophyta; Magnoliopsida; Brassicales; Brassicaceae. The transcript is spliced from 2 exons. The record is from RefSeq and is a predicted model, not a curated record. Bases 138 to 590 code for a protein of 150 amino acids. Gene Ontology annotation, molecular function: zinc ion binding.
AAAAAAAACCCAGAUUUGACCCGACCCAUAGCCCCACUCUCUUAAAAAUCCCAAAUCGUAGCUCGACGAACCCUAAAACCCCCAAUCAAGUUUUAUUCUCUUCUCCCCCCGAAUUCCCAACUGUGAGAGUAAGAGUGAUGUCUGGGUCUUCAAAUGUCGUGUCUGGAGCUUCCUCUGGAUCAUCGAAUGGGCGUCGAAGAGGUAGACGAUUUGCAGGUGUCCCGAAGAAAUGUUGGUGUGGUGAAUCCAUCAUUCCAUUGAUGUCAAAAUCGACUCCCAAUCCCUACAGGAGAUACUUUCGAUGUCUGUAUGCUGCAACACAGAGGCUGGAGAAUGAUGAGCAUAUAUUCAAGUGGAUAGAUGAGGCAGUAUUGGAAGAUUUAGAAUCACUUGAAUCCAAAAAUGCAAGUAUUGAGCAACAUGUGAAAGAGAUUGCAAGAGAGAGAUUGUCCCUUGAGCAGGAAGUACUUGAUCGAGUUGAGGAAGUGCUGGCUGAAGAGAAAACAAAGAUGAAAAAGAUGAUGGCAGUCAUAUUCAGUGGUUGUGCGAUUUGUGUUGUGUCAAUGGUGCUUCUCGUCAAGAAAUGGUGA